Loa loa (African eye worm) is the source of this 354-nucleotide messenger RNA. RefSeq lists its product as hypothetical. The transcript is spliced from 2 exons. The coding region runs from base 1 to 354 and encodes 117 amino acids. Gene Ontology annotation, molecular function: protein dimerization activity. The record is from RefSeq and is a predicted model, not a curated record. Lineage: Eukaryota; Metazoa; Nematoda; Chromadorea; Rhabditida; Onchocercidae.
AUGGUAAUAAUAACAACAAAAACAACAACAAUUCAAACAGUUCGAUCGAGGACAACAAAAUUUGUCAGGUGGUCAAAAAGACGACAUGAACGAAAACAGGUUUUGGAAGAAUUACGUCGGAUAGUACCAUUUGUUAAUGAACAUACACCAUUACUGGAAUUACUACAAAAAGUUAUUGAUUACAUUACUGAGCUUCAGGAACUUGUCAAUAAUUCGUCGGUUAAUACAAUUGAAAAUAAAGAAAAUAUAAUAUCAUGGAGGAGAAAUGAUUCAAAUUAUAAAACAUCAACCAAUAAUUGUGCCUACAUUCGUCAUCAUCAUUUACUAGAACUAUUUGAAAUGAAAAUUGAAUAA